AUAUGUGUUGCCAAAAAAAAAUUACCCCCCAGCUUAAAAAAAAAACAACCCACCAAAACAAACCCAACCGUUUGGAUAAAGUUUUUUUUUUUUUUUUUUUUUUUUAUGAAUAAAAAUAUAGAUAGAAACUUAAGUAGACACUAAUCAAUGAUGAAACUCAUCGUAAAAGGUUUCUUCUUAAUGUUCAUUCAUUGCAUUUAUCUUGUAUAAAAUAUGAAAUACACCAAUAUUUAGUAUUAAUAAGUAAAUUGAAACGGAUAGCGUAGUGGUAUAGUAUAAUCAUAAUAUAGAGAAUGUGUCUAUUUUUGAUCUAGUAUAUAUUCUAAAAUUAAUUUUUCUUGUACUUGUUUAUUGCUAAUAGAUUAACGGACGAAUUGACACAGAAUACUAUUUAAAAUCUAGGUAAUAAUUAUUUCUUAUUACAUAGACCGAGUACUCUCUAUUUUUCUGAUAUAUUUUCUUCAAUAAAUGUAUAAGUGUCAUUUUACCUCGAUAUUUCUUAUUUUUAUUUUUGUUUUAAUUUAUACUACAUACAUUUUGAAAAUAAUAUUUUUUAUUUCAUAAUUUAGAAAUGGGAAAAAAAAUAAAAUCAAAAAAAUAAACAUCUUCAUUUUCACCUUUAGAAAAUGUCUUUGAUUAAGUUAUUAUUCUAUUAGCAUUCUAUUGUUAAUAACAUCUGUUGAUAUAUACGAUGAUUAAAUUUAAUAUUAUUUUAAGUUGGGUUUUUUUUUUUUUUUUUUUUUUUUCUUUUUUUUUUUUGAGAAUGUUGAUAGAAAUGCGACAGAACAAGACAUACUCAGAACUUAAGCAUACGCUUUUUUUUUUCUGUUGUUGUUGUUGUUUUGAUGAUUGUUGUAUUGACAAAGAUGUAUUCGUUAAUGAUUCGAAAAACUAGACGGCAUAUAUAGAGAGAUAGAUAGAUAGAUAUUCAUGGAUACAAAUGACUGAAGAGAAAAGGAUCCUCUUAAAGUGUAGCAACAAAGAAUAUAAAAGAAGAAUGAGAGAAAGACGGAGAGAGAGAGAGAGAGAGAGAGAGAGAGAGAGAGAGAGAGAGAUCUAACAAGACAAUCAGAAACACUUAGGAGAAAAUAAAAGCAUAGAAUGAUAAUCUUUUUUUUUCUUUUACUAUUUACAAGAGAGAGAAGAGAGAGAAGUAAAAAAAAAAAUAGAUCUUCAUUUUCCAAAAAUGCUCGUUAACAUUUUUUUUUGUUUAAAUUAGCUUACUCUAUUUUAUUCAUCAUCAUCUUCAAAGGUAAAUUGCAUCUAAUAAGCUACUUGUGUUCAAAAAUAAAAAAAUAUUCAUUACAAAAUCAUCUACUUAAGAGUAAAAUUUUGUAAUACAGAGACUAACUGAUAAGCUUGAUACACGUAAUAAAAGAUCUAUGCGAUAGCAGUCUUUUCUAUUAAAAUACUGCUUUUCUAUAUUCUUGAUAUAAUCCCUAGUUUAUAGAAAAUUUUUUAAUUAUCUUAUAUAAUUUUUCCGUUAAAUAAUUUCAAUAGUGAAAGUAAUUUAUACCGAUAUUUUUUGUUUAAUCAUUUAUGUGAUAUUGUACAUACUACUUAAUCAUAUUAGUUCUAUUUGGACAUUUCAAUAGUUAGUUUAAUCGAUCUAUCCAUAGAAUAGGUCUCAAUAACUUAUUAGCAGAAUCAUUAAGUUUAUGGUCCCAAAUAUGCUAUAGAAAUGUGUUUAUCUUUAUUUGUCAAAAAAAUAACAAGGUUUCCAACUGUGAAUAUAUAAGAGUUUGAGUAUAAACUGAAUUGUUGUCGUUCUUGUUUUAAGAUGAUAUAUACAUCCUACUUGAAAUAUAUUACCCUAAAGACGUAAUAUAGACAGUGUCACACUAGUCUGUGGUAAUAAAAAUCGCAACUUGUAGAACAGAUGUGGUUAAUGAUGAAUGUGUGUAUGUUUUGUUCUUUCGUUGCUGUAAUAGUAAUCGUUUUUCUAUUGAAAAAAAGAAAAGAAAAAAAAAAAAAAAAGUCAUAAUAAUCAGUAAUUAUUAUUAUUAUUUGUUUUUUUUUGUUUUUUUUGUCUAGUCAAAACUUAGAUCUUAUUAGAGAAUUAAACGACAAAGUGGCGGAAGGACGGACAUUGGGCAAUAUAGGAAAUGUUAAUUAUUUACUUCAUGAUUAUGCAACGUCCAUUGAAUAUCUUGAAAAACGUUUGGUCAUAGCCAAGGAAUGUAACGAUGUGCCCGGUCAACGACGAGCACAUGGAAAUUUAGGAAAUGCCUAUUUGUAUUUGGACGAUUGUGAUAAAGCCUUACAUCAUUAUAGAGAAGCAUUAUUGAAUGGUGAAAUAAUGAAUGAUACAACAUUCAUAGCUCGUACCUAUUUUACAAUUGGACGAAUUUAUUUAUUAAAACAAGAUUAUGAUACUUCGAUUUAUUUUCAUGAAAAACAUUUAAAUUUAGCACGACAAUUAAAUGAUUCAGUAGGACAAUGUCGAGCUUACUUAAUUUUAAGUCAAUUAUAUCAAAAAAUUGGUCAAAAUGAGAAAGCAAAUAAAUACGAAAGUUUACAUCGAGCAUUAGCAAGAGAGAUUGGUGAAACACCAAUUCGUUCGAUAGAUGAUGAAGAAUGGCAUCGAUAUUUAAUGAGAUCUAACGAUCAAAUUCCACUACAAAAUAUGGCAAUAGAUAAACGAUUACGUUUGGAAGCAUCAACUAUGCAAACACCUGCAAAUACGCCUGUAAAAAAUUUACGUGCGGAUUCAAUAAAUAUUGUCAUGUCGGAUACUCCAAGUGAUACAAAAAGUGAUGAUCAACGUCCACUUAUUCAAAAUAAUAACAAUCAUCAUCAAUCUGAUCUUAAAUCAUUUGCUGGUACACAUUUGUCAGAUGAAAAAAAAUCUCAAAAACAAAAAAAUUCAAAUAGUUUAAGAACAGCAUUUUUUCCAAAAAAAUUACCAAUACCUUAUAGAAAAGAGUCAUUGCCAGCUGGACAUGAUGAAUUGGUUGAACUUGUUUGUCGAAUGCAAAAGACACGUUUUGAAGAUCAACGUUGUCAUUUUAAAACUAAUGAACCAGAACCAAAUACACGUGGACAUAGACCUAGUGCACAAUUAGAAGAUAUUCUUAAUACUGUGGAUCGUCUACAACAAUUACGUCUAAAUGAUCAAAGAACAACAAUGCCCUCAAAUUAUCGAAACGAUAUUGAAGAAGAGGCAGAAGAACAGCAUGAACAAGUAACUAAUAAUAUUAGUACGAUGCAUACGAAUAAACAAGAAAAGCAAAAUGGACCAGACGAACAUUUUUUAGAUAUGUUAAUCAAAUGUCAGGAUUCACGUUUUAAUGAUCAACGUGCCACUCUACCCGGAGAUCAAAAUCGUCGCUUUUCAACUCGUCCAUUAUCAUCUACAACAGUAACAACAACUAAGAAAACGUUAUCAUCUACAACAUUACCCGAUGAUGAAUUUUUUUCUCUACUCGAUCGUGUUCAAUCGAGACGUUUAAAUGAACAACGUUCAGAUUUACCAUUGGUGACAAUUUCGACUAAACGUUCAACUGUGAAACAAUAA
Messenger RNA from Didymodactylos carnosus, 3517 nucleotides. Lineage: Eukaryota; Metazoa; Rotifera; Eurotatoria; Philodinida; Philodinidae. The record is from the annotation of a GenBank genome assembly.